Molecule: messenger RNA, 975 nt
Organism: Astrephomene gubernaculifera
Lineage: Eukaryota; Viridiplantae; Chlorophyta; Chlorophyceae; Chlamydomonadales; Astrephomenaceae
Source: the annotation of a GenBank genome assembly
CGGAUAAAGGUUGCAGAUGGCGCUUUUCCUCAGUCGGCUUAUAGCAGGUAUUCUUACCCAUCCAACGGCAAAAGGCUGGAUUUUUACGGCUUCGGGCCUGGUUGCAACAGCGGCCUUUUGCGUUCCAUUUGGCAUCUUAACACGAUUCCUCGAAGGCAAAGACAGAGUUAGAGACCUAGGCCUCGUAAUUAAGGGCUGCACCAUAGCCCUCCUCUCACCCGGCCUACUAGAGGAAGCCCUGUACCGUGCUGCCCUGCUGCCGCACCCAGCCGUUGACCCGCCCUCAGCCCUUACCCUGCCUGCCUACUCACGGGCCGCCGUACUUCCCCUCCUGCUCUUCGUCGCCAGCCACCUGAUCAACCCUCGGAGGGAAAGCCGACGGGCCUUUCGUGACUGGCGCUUCCUGACCCUUGCGGCCGCCUUGGGCGUUGCUUGCACGGCAACACAUUGGGCAACCGGCGGCAGCCUGGUCGCGUGCGCGGUGGUGCACUGGCUGCCGGUGUGCGUGUGGCUGUUUGGGUUUGGCGGGUACCAGAGGCUAGGGGGCGCGCCUGGAAAGACUGUGAGGACGGUGGGCUCCAGUCUGUGAGGGCCACCUAAGGGCAGCCUCGCGCAGCUCCUUGGCUAGGGGUACGGGUAGGUUUGAUUGGCUGCGACGGAGGACUUCGGCUGGACAAUGGAUGCGGACAUGGUGUGUAGGGGGAUGCAUUAGCAUGAGCGCUGCUUGCAUGUGCGUUGUUUCUUGGUUCACAGCAGCGUUCGUCUGAGGUGCGCUGGGCAGGGAAUGUUCACCGGUGUGUUGUUUGCUUGUUUCUGGGAUCCAGGUGGCUGUGCCGUGGACCGGCGGGCGGUACCUUGCUGCAUGGAAGCGCGUGCGGCUAACAGCUCCGUCAUUGCCUACCGUGGCAUGUCUACAGGCUACAGGUCUUGUUCCCUUACUGAGAACGCAAACACUGGUUGGAUUGCACAGGCCAC